Messenger RNA from Lingula anatina, 4094 nucleotides. RefSeq names its product glutamate receptor ionotropic, NMDA 1. Gene Ontology annotation, cellular component: membrane. Gene Ontology annotation, biological process: monoatomic ion transport. The record is from RefSeq and is a predicted model, not a curated record. NCBI's taxonomy places the organism in Eukaryota, Metazoa, Brachiopoda, Lingulata, Lingulida, Lingulidae. Gene Ontology annotation, molecular function: ligand-gated monoatomic ion channel activity; signaling receptor activity.
GAAAACAGAUACUGUUGAAAAUGAAUCGGAGUGCCUGAGCAGAACAAGGAUAUAAUUAGAAAGCAAAGCAUUUUCUGGCAGCCAUGGUGCAAAACCAACACGUCUUCCUCAGCAUAUGUCUUCCACUGCUUCUUACAGCAUCAUGCAUGGGUCAAACACUGCAGUUCCCAAACCAAAUCAUCAUAGGAGGGGUGCUGGGUACCCAAGAAUCCAUGGAUUUGUUUCACCAAUGUAUAGAAGAAGCCAACCAACCUGGGGUUCUCCCAGGCAAUAUCACAGUAAAAGGAGCAGCCAUGCUGAUGGAUGAAAACCCAAUCAGAGCUGCACGAGAUAUUUGUCUUAAGAUGAUAUAUCAGCAGGUGUAUGUGGUGUUGGUCAGCCAUCCACACCCUAAUGCCAAGUCCCCGCUGUCUGUCUCAUACACUUGUAAAUUCUAUAACAUCCCUGUCAUUGGAGUUGGAGGAAACUUGAGAGAUAGUAUUUUCUCAGAAAAGAGCGUCCAUGCCACUUUCCUGAGGACGGUGACCUCAAUCUCCCACCAGGCCGACCUGUGGCUAGAACUACUUAAGUUCUAUAAGUGGAAGAAAACUGUUUUCAUCACUGAGCUCACUCAGGAAGGCAGGAACAUUCUCAGCAGAUUUCAGAACCAGGCCAAAAGUACAAUAGAGCUUGAAAAGACUAUUUUGUUAAAACCUGGACUAAGAAGCUAUUCAGACGAUUUAUUAGAGCUGGAAAAGGCAAGAGCCAGAGUGGUGUUGAUGUUUGUUUCCCAAAGUGUUGCUGAGGUGGUGUACAGGGAUGCUGUACACUUGAAUCUGACUGGCCCAGGAUUUGUGUGGAUUGUCACAGAACAGGCUUUGACUGUCCAGAAUAUACCCCAAGGUAUUUUAGGUUUCCAGUUGCGUUUUGGCAUGAAUGAGUCUCUUCACAUCAAGGAUGCUAUGCAUGUUGUGGUGAAGGCCAUCAAUACUAUGUACAAUAAAGUGAACCUCACUGAGGCCCCUAAUCGGUGUAUAAGCCAUACUGAAGAUGAAGUAGGAUCUUGGGAUAGUGGCCAAGUCAUGUUUAAUGCCCUAAAGGAAGUUGAGUUUGCUGAUGGGAAGACAGGAAAGGUAAAAUUUGAUGAGGUUGGAGAUCGUGACAGUCCUGUGUAUGACUUGGUCAAUGUACAAGAAGGCAAGCUAGUCACAGUGGGCACUUAUGAAGGCAAGAUGCAGACCAAAAAGCUGAAUGUUAGAGGUCCAAUUCUCUGGCCAGGUGGACAAAUGACCACACCUCUGGGAGAGAAUAUUGAGACACAUUUGAAGGUGGUGACCAUUGAAGAGGUCCCUUUUGUAUUCUCACGGGUCAUCCAACCAGGAGAACAGUGCAAGACCAUGCCAAGCCUGGAAGAUGGAAUAAGAGAAAUCUACUGUCCACAUAUUAAUGUUACAACUGGUGUGAAGACUCAUAAAUGUUGCAAGGGAUACUGUAUAGAUUUGCUAUUCAAGCUUGGUACCAAACUAAACUUCACUUACGAUGUCCAUCUUGUUGGAGAUGGCAAGUUUGGUGUUUUGGAAAAGAACAAUAGGACAGCCCAAGAGUGGAAUGGAAUGAUGGGUGAGCUUUUGAAGAAAAAGGCAGAUCUCAUUGUGGCUCCUUUAACUAUAACUCCUGACAGGUCUCUGGCUGUGAAGUUCUCAAAACCUUUCAAAUACCAGGGACUGACAGUUUUGAUGAAGAGGAUCAUUGUUCCGCUGACAUGGAAUGAUUUGCCAUUUUCAGGUGUGAAGACUCAUAAAUGUUGCAAGGGAUACUGUAUAGAUUUGCUAUUCAAGCUUGGUACCAAACUAAACUUCACUUACGAUGUCCAUCUUGUUGGAGAUGGCAAGUUUGGUGUUUUGGAAAAGAACAAUAGGACAGCCCAAGAGUGGAAUGGAAUGAUGGGUGAGCUUUUGAAGAAAAAGGCAGAUCUCAUUGUGGCUCCUUUAACUAUAACUCCUGACAGGUCUCUGGCUGUGAAGUUCUCAAAACCUUUCAAAUACCAGGGACUGACAGUUUUGAUGAAGAGGGGUCACAAAGACUCCAACCUAGGCUCCUUCCUCCAGCCUUUCCAACCACCUUUGUGGAUUCUAGUUCUGCUGUCAGUCCAUGUGGUGGCCUUGGUGCUGUAUCUGCUGGACAGAUUCAGUCCAUUUGGUCACUACAAGCUGGCAAAGUCCUCAGAUGAGUCAGAGGAGCACCCCCUUGACCUGUCUACAGCCAUAUGGUUUGCUUGGGGAGUGCUGUUAAGCAGUGGCAUAGGGGAAGGCACCCCUAGAAGUUUUAGUGCCAGGGUGGUAGGGAUGGUAUGGGCAGGUUUUGCUAUGAUUAUCAUUGCUUCUUAUACUGCUAACCUGGCUGCUUUCCUUGUGCUAGACAGACCACCCUCGGCAGUCUCUGGUAUAGAUGACAGACGGUUGAGAAACCCUACAGAUGAGUUCAUAUUUAAUACUGUCAAAGAUUCCUCUGUAGAGGACUACUUCAAGCGGCGUGUAGAACUGUCUACCAUGCACCGGACAAUGGGGGACAAUCCAAUACAAUACGAAACUCCUGAUGAAGCCAUUAAAGCAGUGAUAGAAGGGAAACAGUUAGAUGCCUUUAUUUGGGAAUCCACUCGUCUGGAGUAUGAAGCUGCCAGGCGUUGUGAUCUGGUCACAGCUGCGGAGAUGUUUGGCAAGGAGAGACUUGGAAUAGCAGUGCGCCAUGGAAGUCCUUAUGCUGAGGCCAUUAAUCUGCAGGUGCUGGGAUUUCAUGAAGAAGGUGACAUGGAAAGUUUAGAUGGCAAAUGGAUUCUGAAGAGUAACAUAAAAUGCAAUGAAAUCAAUUCAUCUCCUGCUACUCUUGGGCUGACUAACAUGGCAGGGGUGUUCAUGUUGGUAGCUGGAGGUAUACUGUCAGGAAUAUUCAUAGUAUUUGUAGAGAUCACCUACCACCGCCAUGUGUCAGCCAGGCAGAAGGAAAUGGAGCUGGCACGUCAUGCUGCAGCAAGAUGGAGGGGAAAUAUUGAGAAAAGGAAGACCUUACGGGCAAGCUGGGCAGUGCUGAGGAAAGACAAAGCAGAUGAUUUGGAUGAGAAGCGACGCAUGCAGCGCAGUAACCAGCUUGAGCAUGAGCAACUUCAGCAACUGCACAACGGAGCAGAUGGCAAACUUGUCAAUGGAAGAGGUGCCCUGCACCGUGGUAUAGAGGGCGCUGCACAAGCUGAACCAGUACCAUACCCAACAUACUCUGGUGGGGACUGGGAGCAAAGAGAGCCUGAAUACACAGUUGCUGGUGCUGACAACAGAGAUCACAGUGGUCAGAGAGUGGACAUUGUAUAAAGCAGAUGGUUGCCAACAAUUGGCCUCUGUGGAAAAGGAGAAUGGUAUGAUGAAAAGUUAACAUAAAACUUGCACAUGAAACUGGAAGUUUAUGGGAUGAUUAUGUAACAGUAUCAUAGUCUGUCUUUAAGUUGAGGUAUAAGAUGGAAUUAAUAUUUCUUCAGACAAUUUUCUUCUGUGUGUCUUUAUCUGAUAGAAAUGUAUACUUCCAGGAUCUUGUAUUUUCCUGUGUCUUCAUUGUAUUGUAUGGUUUCAUUAUUGUGCACGGUAUUUGAUAUUGCAGCAUGUUUUUCUUUUGGUAAGCUUUUUAUUAUGAAUUUUAGUGCAAGUUUGCCACAAGAAUUUACUCCCAUUUUACUUGUAAAUUACCGUGAAGCUCCCAUUUUGAACUUUUUGACAAGUUUGCCACAAGAAGUUACUCAUAUAUAUGAUAAUGAUAGAGUCAUGUUUAUUUGAAUGGAUAUUCAACCAUAAUCUGUGUAUAAAUGCUCAUAUAUAUAUAUAUAUAUAUAUAUAUAUAUGCACAUCCCCGAUACUGGGUAACAACAAUGGGUUGUCAUCUGAAAGUCUUUUAAAAUAUUCCUUCUUGUUGGAUUACAGUGGGGCUGCUUAUAUGUGAAAGGGGAUAGAUUUGUCUUGUUAUAACUAACAAUUCUGUGUUUCUAAACAUUGCUGUGUGUUUAAAACUUUUUAAUACUUAGCCGAAAUGACACUAAAACAGCGUUGAAAUCUGGGACACAGACAUACCAGUCU